Messenger RNA from Amoebophrya sp. A120, 1415 nucleotides. The record is from the annotation of a GenBank genome assembly. NCBI's taxonomy places the organism in Eukaryota, Dinophyceae, Syndiniales, Amoebophryaceae.
CAGCAGAGCCGCUGGCGUGCUUUCAGGAUCUUACCAGCAACAGCGUUUCUUACGAUCUUCUGCGAUCGGGAAGGAUGCAGGCAGGGAAAAGAUUUCCGCGCACCAAAUAGAAAAAGCCGGCGUGAUUCUGGAAGACUACUUUCGCCGUUUUCCUGUCGCGACGGUUGCAACUUGCGAACGGACGCUGCGGCAGGUGGUGGCGGUGUUGCAGCUAAAUAGUACGAAUUACGCACGCGGGAUGUUGUACAGUACAGAAACAGAAACGCAAGUUCUGCAGAACGUUGCACUUUUGGAUGAAGUUCAGAAGUUGCCGGAGUUUCUGUUGCGCGUGAAACUCUUACUUGAGCAGGAGGUUUUGCAGGAAAGACCAUCUGCAAGUUCAUCAUCGAGGAACAAUGCCGUCGCCCCGCAGGCCGUGCCCUUUCUCCGCGGGUUGAUACCCUUGCUCACCAUCACGAGACAACUAGACGGGCCGUGGGCGCAGAUUUUGGGAGCAUUGCUGCUGCGGUACGUUGGAAGUAAUCAUGCGCCGCAAACGAAUUUUUCCGCAGCAGCAGGUGGCCCGAUUGUGGAUGUUCUAGGUUUUCGAUCUCAGGAAGUUCUAGAUCUCAUUGAGGCAACGAAGCUGUUUCACAGUACAACUGCAACGGAGAGGACAAAAGACCAUCAAGUCCGUGACGCGUUUGUCGAAAGCCUGCUGCGGCCCUGGGACGCGAAACUGAUCGAGUACUUUGCAGCGGCCGACGGCUCGUCGUCUUCUAGGAAGGGUAAAGGAUUUCAAUCUUCUGCACAACCGCCACGGCCGCAAGAUCUCCUGCGACACUUUUCCUCCGUGAUGACAAAGUCAAAGAAUGACCACGAAACUUUAUUGAACGCGGCGGCGUUUUUGAAGAAACAGAUGACAUUCUUUCACCAUCCUGCAUUUGUGGCGAAGUUGGAAAAAUCUCUCUUUGAAAAGGGUGCCGAGGCGGAGGAGCUGCUCGUCGUACUGGAUGCGUAUAACAGCAACGGCGUGAGUUCAAAGGCGGCGCAGGUCGUCGAAACUAUUUUCCAAGCUUUGAACGGAAGCGAUCUGGAUUGCUUGCUUGAUUUUGGCUCCGCGAUUUCUACUACGUCCGGGACGACCACAAUAGCGCCGCUUCGGAUUGUUCUAGACCACGCCAUCAGACAAGGAAGCUUGUGGUCGACGGAAUUGCUAGAUACCGUCGCGGAUGGGGUGCUGCGAAAUUUGACGAAGCCUUUGGAGCUGCUUAGCCGCGUUCGAUGCGGCGAAGAUCAAGCAAGGACAACAAUCGAAGAGCGACUACUGGAACACGCGACAGCAGCGGCAGUUGACUUCUACUGGUCUCUUCUGGUGCAGCAGAACCUGCAGCACAGCCCGGCGCUGACCUCGGCGGGCACGUUCCUGGAGGUUU